UAGACACUAAACUAUCUACAAGAUGAAAUCAAACCUUAAAACAAAGAGCAAGGUGAGUGUGUGCGUUCAGUCGCAAACUGAGUAAAUGUGGCACAGUGAUCUCUCCCGAAAGUGAGUGUUGUCGAUAUUUAGUCCACUGAAGUACGACCAAAUGAAAUCAAGCAAUAGAGAAAUAUUCUUAGGCAAGGCUCUCUAUCACUAGGCAAUUUAAAAUGGACCACGACGCAUUUUAUGGAGAAGAUGAAGAAACGGAUAAGGAGUGGGACGAUUUCUCCAAGCUACUCCAACAGAGAAAAAGAAACCAAGCACAGGUUUUCUAUCCUUGCCCACCUUCUGAGGAUAAUGAUGAUUAUGUUCAAAACUUGAUGUUUGGGCGAUAUAGUAAGCAGAUCGAUGAACUAUCAAAACUGGAAACUUUGAGGAAAAUCGAGAAGAGGAGAUUGAAAGAGGAGAGAGCUAGAAACAAAGAAUUCAUGACAUAUCAAGGUAUGAUUACAAUGGCAUGGUUGACAAGCGUUAUAGGAAAGGUUUCGCAUGGAACUUGUGGUAAAAGCCGAGCUCCCGUUCGUUAUUGUACUUUACAGGCAGACUAGCGAAAGUUAUAUCAUUCUUGUGGAGGCAUACAUUUGCAAAACUUGGCGAAGAUUGGGUUUUUUUGGCAUUGCUAGGCUUCAUCAUGGCAGUCAUCAGCUUUAUUAUGGAUAGAGGAAUUUCAAUAUGCGACAAUGCAAGGCUUUGGCUUUAUAGAGACUUGGCAAUCAAUCCCGCGGCUCAGUAUACAGCUUGGGUAUCCCUUCCAGUAUGUCUGAUCCUAUUCAGUACUGGCUUUGUUCAAAUUGUUGCUCCACAGUCUAUAGGUUCCGGUAUCCCAGAAAUGAAAACCAUUCUUAGAGGAGUAGCUCUCAAGGAAUACUUGAAUUUCAGAACACUUAUGGCUAAGAUAGUAGGGUUAGCAGCUACUCUGGGUAGUGGAAUGCCGCUAGGAAAGGAAGGUCCAUUUGUCCAUAUCGCUAGCAUCUCCGCUACCUUGCUGAGCAAACUAGUCACCGGCUUCCAAGGAAUUUACGAAAAUGAAAAUCGAACGACUGAAAUGUUGGCUUCUGCCUGUGCCGUGGGAGUCGCUAGCUGUUUUGCAGCUCCAGUUGGAGGAGUAUUGUUUAGUAUAGAGGUAACAACAACCUAUUUUGCUGUUAGAAACUACUGGAGAGGGUUCUUUGCAGCAGUUUGUGGAGCAACGACAUUCAGACUGCUAGCUGUAUGGUUCCAAAGAGCAGAUACUGUCAGUGCCGUAUUUAGGACCAAUUUCUUUCUAGACUUUCCUUUUGAUCCACAGGAAUUGAUUGUUUUUGCUUUGAUGGGCGCUUUUUGUGGGUUAACUGGAGCGCUAUACGUAUGGAUGCAUCGACAAUAUGUAAUGUUUAUGAGAAACAGCAAAAUCAUCAACAUUAUUCUUAAAAGAAACCGUUUUCUUUAUCCCGCACUGGUAGCACUUCUAGUCUCAACUCUAACCUUCCCACUGGGAAGCGGAAGGUUCAUAGCUGGAGACUUGAACACCCACCGUCAAGUGUCGUCAUUAUUCAGCAACUGGACUUGGACGAACAUAAAUUUAACAGUUGCGGAAGCUGAAGAUUUGGAACACUGGACUACCGACUGGACUGGUCCUUAUGUCAGUCUUACGUGCUACAUUGUAUUCACAUUUGUGUUUUCGAUAAUAUGUUCCACCAUACCUGUGCCAAGUGGUAGCUUCAUUCCAGUCUUCAAAAUAGGAGCAGCCUUCGGAAGAAUCGUGGGAGAGUUGAUGCACAUGUGGUUUCCUACAGGUAUGCGAUAUGGCGGCACAGUAGCCCAAAUAAUCCCAGGAGGCUAUGCAACAGUGGGCGCAGCUGCUUUCAGCGGCGCCGUCACCCACACCAUUUCAGUGUCUGUGAUUGUCUUCGAAAUGACUGGACAAAUUACGCAUAUAAUCCCCAUCAUGAUUGCAGUUCUUAUUUCGAAUGCUGUUGCUAGUCUGCUAGGCCCCAGUUUGUACGAUAGCAUCAUUUUGAUCAAGAAGCUGCCUUACCUACCGGAUUUGUUGCCCAGCAGUAGCGGAAUGUACAAUGUCUUUGUCGAAAACUUUAUGCUGAGAGACGUGGAGUACAUAUUCUAUGGUAUGACUUACAACCAACUGAAACAGCUGCUAAAAGAGAACCGUCAUCUACGUACAUUUCCGCUGGUCGAUAACCCAGAGAGUAUGGUGCUCUUAGGGUCGAUUCAGAGAAUGCAGCUUAUACAGCUCAUUGAGAAACAGAUAGGGAAAGAACGACGGCUUCAGGUGGCUGCGAUAAGGCAACGGGAGGCUGAAGAAAAAGCAAGAGCCGAAGCUGUCAGAAUAGCUGAAGAAAGAAACAGGAGGAGAUCGUCGAGGUUCCAAGUAGUACCAGCUCCCGAUGCCCUUCAACGGUAUACUUCUGAAACUCAGCUUGAUCAGCAUUCCAGCUAUAAUCCAGGAUUUGGCUCACAACCGAAAAAAUCUAUUCUGAAGAAAACGAACUCUUUCACUUUGAAAGGGUUUUCACAUAUCAGUCCGGGUAGCACUCCGUAUACUACCGUCACUGGAGCAGAAAGUAGAAUCAGAUCUGCGUUUGAAGCUAUUUUUAGGAAGUCUGCCCAACUACAAGACGUUGACAAUAACAGUAAUAAUGAUAAUGACGAAGUUUUGGACAAUCCUAUAACAUCGAAAAAGGUCCAAUUGCCAAGCGAACGCGUGUGCGAUAUGAGUCCCGAAGAUCAAACCAAAUGGGAAGAGGAGCAAAUGCAGCUUCCUGUUGAUUUUUCCAGUUGUCAAAUAGACCCAGCUCCCUUCCAACUAGUCGAACGAACCUCAUUGCUAAAAGUACACUCGCUGUUCUCAUUGGUGGGUGUGAAUCAUGCUUACGUCACCGCUAUCGGAAAACUGGUUGGGGUCGUAGGGCUGACAGAGCUUAGGAAAGCUAUCGAAGAAGCGAAUAGUGGAAAUUUGAGUUUCCAGAGUGAAGUAAACAGUGGUGCUGUGAAGUUAAGCAGUACGGAUGUCAGGGAUUCCAUAGAAAAUUGUACAUCGAACGAGCAAACGAUUGAUUCAAAAUUGUAACGGAGGAUCAGUCGUCCAGAAUUUACCAGAGCCUGUGAUAUUUCUAGCAAUAUAGGUUGUUAUUUAUCAGAUUAUUACAAAGGUGUAUGUAAUGUGUAAAAAUUAAAUUGAUCAAUGUAUGAUACCCUUGAUGCUGCAUUUUUAGAUUUAGUGACAAAAUAAGAGAUGAGAAAAUUGCAUUCACCAUUAUUAUCUGAUGUUCUAGUUUUAGUAUUGCAAAAAGAGAAAUUGGCUAUGUUCAGAAAGAUAUUUCAGUCCUCAUCAUGAGAAUGAUUUGCAUUCAUACUUAUGUAAUAGUUAGGUUGUAGUUAGUCUUGAGAACCAUCAAGUAAGUUGAAUAUUAUAUUUAAAAUAUGGAUUUAUCAAUUAUACCUGUGUUAUGGCAGGAAUUCAAGAAAUUAAAGAACUCUAACUUAAUCAUCCAUUUUCUAUAAGAAUAAUCUGUUGCAAUACAUUACGCC
Messenger RNA from Acanthoscelides obtectus, 3573 nucleotides. NCBI's taxonomy places the organism in Eukaryota, Metazoa, Arthropoda, Insecta, Coleoptera, Chrysomelidae. The record is from the annotation of a GenBank genome assembly.